UUUGGUUUGUUGAUAUUGAUCAUGAGACUACUGCUGAUGACUUAUGUCAACUCACCCCUUGCGAUAGUGGAAGUCUAAUCCAACACCAAAUAAAAUGCAGUCUUUUUUAAGUAGCUGAAUUUAAACACUCUCUGCAAAACUGAGAUGCAGAAAAUAUGCUUAAAGUAGAAUCGCAGAAAAUUAUCUAAAUAAUUUUGGUGUAGCGGGUAAAAAAAAAGUCUGUUCAACUUGGCAUCAUGCUGGCAACAAAUGGACAGAACAAAAAGAAAACAUUCCACUUGGAUGAAACAGACCUGCUCUGUAAAAAUGGAUGUGGGUUUUAUGGUAAUCCGGCAUGGCAGGGUUUCUGUAGUAAGUGCUACAGGGAAGUCUAUCAGACAGCCCGGCAGGCACAGAUGCAGCACGAUGCUGCUAAAGAAGCUGCACAAUCUACCAUCAUUAAAAAGGUUCCUGGUCUAGCUGAUGUCAGGGCAUCAUUUUCUCGAUUUGAAGAGAAGAAAACUCAGCAGGUCAAUAAGCGAAGCAACACAUUUAAAUCUUUUUUAAGAAAAACUCCAAAUAAAGAAAAUCAACCGCUUGUGAAAGAGCCGAGGCGCAUCAGUGCUGAAAGCCAGAAAAUUGGUGGUGAAUUUGCUGAGUUUUUGAAAUCUAUGAAGAGAAAGCCAGCAGCAUUGGAAAUCUCUAAACUGGUGCGUGGGUUUAUUGAACGGGUGCAGCAUCAUCAGGAUGUGUCUGUAGAUGAUUUGUCAGAAAUGGUGCAAGACUUCUAUACAAGCUUGUCGGAAAAGUUAAAUUGCCUACCAGUGUUCAAAGGCUUUUCCCCUGAUGUGAUAGACAAGGUAAUGGACUUCACUGAGCGUUACAUUUUGACCAGGUUAUACCCCACAAUUUUCUGCCACCACACUACCAAUGAUGAGGAGAGAGACUUAGCCAUCCAGAACCGGAUUAGGAGCCUCCACUGGAUAACAGCAGCCCAGUUGGACACACUCAUCAAUGAAAAUGACCCGGCUAUUAGAUAUGAACUGGACAGUGCAAUAACAGACAUCAUAGAACUUGAUUCAAAACGAGCUACCCAAGACAAGCUCCAGUGCAUUGUAAGCUGCAGCAAGCAUAUCUUUGAGGUGCUGCGCCAGUCCAAGCAAGGCCCUGCAAGUGCUGAUGAGUUUCUACCAGCUUUGAUCUACAUAGUGUUGAAGGCCAACCCUCCCCUACUGCAGUCAAACAUCCAGUACAUCACACGCUUUGCAAACCCAACACGGCUUAUGAGUGGGGAGGAGGGAUAUUAUUUCACAAAUUUGUGCUGUGCAGUGUCUUUUGUGGAGGGCAUCAAUGCAGAAUCUCUUAACAUCAGCAGUACAGACUUCGACCGCUACAUGUCGGGUGAGGCUGUGCCACCUGGGUCAGGCAACGAGCACCUGUGCAGAGGUCUGCAACUGAUGCAUGAGAACCUGAGGGAACUCGGGGAACUCCGUCAGCGACAGGAGAAAGUUAUGGCAGAGGCUCUGCAGCUUCUAGCGGAUAUGAAUGAGUUCAAAGAAAACUUUGUCACACAAAUUGAGCAAACUAAACAAAAGACCCCUCUCACUAUACGGCCACGUAAAGUGAAAGUAGAUCCAGAUGCUGAAUUUUCAGGAACCAACAGCAAUCUUCCUUCACCUUUAACCCCACUGAGAGUACAUCUGGAUGGCACCAUUGUUCAACCAGGGGAGAAGCAAAGGGAUGACUUGUCAAAAGAUGGACAAGAGAUGGACACGGGAGAGGAUGGCAUUUGUGUGAAUUCUGUGUUGUCAUCACAUAACAGCAGUGCAAUAGACAAUAACUGUGAUAUUGAUGAUAUGCUACUGGGUGACGAAUCUGUCAGCACCAAUGAUUCUACUUUGGUUGUUGAGUGAUUAAUUGGCAUUUUUUAAUUAAAUGGCUACUUUACUCCAUUGACUUAAACUAAUUAGAUUUAGAUCUAGUGAGAAAUCGGCAACUUAGCAUCCAAAUAUUUCCACAGCUUUCAGAAAUUAUUUUUUUAUCGUUAAAAUUUUAUUUAUUCUUUUCAGAAUACUCAUGCUUUUGUCUUGUAUAGAAAAUUUGCUGGUACUUCUCUGUUCCUUCUAAAUUUAUGUACAUUGCUCUAAUCCUUCUCAAAGGUUAGUUAAAAAUGGGUCUUGGAAAUUUUACAAGUAAAUACUAUGUAGUUUUGUGUACUUAUUUAAAUUGUGAUGAGAGAGAGGAAUAAAACAAGCGUGUUGUAUUGGUUUGAAGAUGAGGAUGGAUAUUUUUUUAAGAUGGUGCAGAUAUUUCUUUUUAUAUGAUUAAAUGAUUUCAGACAGAAAAUACAAAGGUCUUUGAGUUUUUCAUGUUUUAAUUUGUGUGAAGUUUUUAUUUUCACCAUUUAUUAAAGAGUGGUAGAUUUAUUGGCAUGUUAUUUCUAAAAGUAAAAGGUGUAAAUAAAACAUUUGGGCUUUGUAUUGUAACAUAUUUGAAGGGAAUGUGUUCUUGUUUGACUAUUACUUUCACUUUUUUUUUGCACUCAAUGCAAAUGUGGUGGUGUCAUGUUUUUUUUUUAAAUAUACCAUGUAUUAAUGAUUAAUGUAUGGUUCAUCUUAAGUAUCAUAGAAAUGUUAUUUUCUUUUUUUGCUUGUAUAUGGUUAGCUUUUUUUUAAAGCUUAAUUUCCAGACAAAUGUAUUGAAUGAGGUUGCCUAGAUUAGAUUUAUAUACGACUGAUAAAGCUUUUCAGAAAUAUAUUGACAAUACUGAGACCUGAUUUUUUUGUACAUUUUAGUCUAAGAUUCCAAACAAAACCUCAUAGCAACAUUGGUUCAUGUUCAUAUUUGUUUUUUACAUUAAAAAAAAAAUCAUCAUACAAAAUAACAAUGCUUGGUU
This is a messenger RNA of Physella acuta, 2875 nucleotides long. RefSeq names its product rab5 GDP/GTP exchange factor. NCBI's taxonomy places the organism in Eukaryota, Metazoa, Mollusca, Gastropoda, Physidae. The record is from RefSeq and is a predicted model, not a curated record. Gene Ontology annotation, cellular component: cytosol; endocytic vesicle. Gene Ontology annotation, molecular function: small GTPase binding; guanyl-nucleotide exchange factor activity; zinc ion binding. Gene Ontology annotation, biological process: vesicle-mediated transport.